Messenger RNA from Phodopus roborovskii (desert hamster), 2899 nucleotides. It is a transcript of the gene Jrk, whose product is annotated as Jrk helix-turn-helix protein. NCBI's taxonomy places the organism in Eukaryota, Metazoa, Chordata, Mammalia, Rodentia, Cricetidae. Gene Ontology annotation, molecular function: DNA binding. Gene Ontology annotation, cellular component: nucleus. The transcript has a single exon. The record is from RefSeq and is a predicted model, not a curated record. The coding region runs from base 117 to 1793 and encodes 558 amino acids.
GAGCGUAGGAUCAAUCCUGUGUGAAGACAGAGAAGAGAGGGAGAAACUGUGGUCCAGGGAGCCAGGGAAACAUAGGCAGGGAAGGACAGGCACAGCCUAUCCUAGACCACCUCCUCAUGGCCUCCAAGCAGGAUGCAGCGAAGGGCAAGGGGGAGAAGCGGAAGCGAGUGGUGCUGACCCUGAAGGAGAAGAUUGACAUCUGCACUCGGCUAGAGCGUGGUGAGAGCAGGAAGGCACUGAUGCAGGAGUAUAAUGUGGGCAUGUCCACUCUGUAUGACAUCAAAGCCCACAAGGCCCAGCUGCUCAGGUUCUUUGCCAGCUCCGACUCUCGCCAGGCCCUGGAGCAGCGGCGUACCCUGCACACACCCAAGUUGGAGCAUCUGGACAGAGUGCUCUACGAGUGGUUCCUGGUAAAGCGUGCUGAGGGUAUCCCUGUGUCAGGUCCCAUGCUCAUUGAAAAGGCCAAGGACUUCUACAAGCAGAUGCGGCUGACAGAGCCCUGUGUGUUCUCUGGAGGAUGGCUUUGGCGUUUCAAGGCCAGGCAUGGCAUUAAAAAGUUAGAUGCCUCCAACGAGAAGCAGGUGGCUGACCACCAAGCUGCUGAGCAGUUCUGUGGCUUUUUCAGGAGUCUCGUGGCUGAGCAUGGACUAUCUCCUGAGCAGGUGUACAGCGCUGAUGAGACUGGUCUGGUCUGGCGGUCCUUGCCGAAUUCUACCACGGAUGAUGGAACUGUACCCCGCUUCAAACAAGCCAAGGACAGACUGACUGUCCUAAUGUGUGCCAAUGCCACAGGCUCCCACAGACUCAAGCCCUUGGCCAUUGGGAAAGGUGGUGGCCCCAGAGCCUUUAGAGGUAUCCAGCACCUGCCUAUUGCUUACAAGGCCCAAGGUAAUGCCUGGGUAGACAAGGAGAUUUUCUCAGACUGGUUCCAUCAUAUUUUUGUUCCCUCAGUGAAAGAUCACUUCAGAACCAUAGGCUUGCCUGAAGACAGCAAGGCAAUUCUCCUGCUGGACCAUUCCCGGGCUCACCCACAAGAGUCUGAGCUCAUGUCAGAGAAUGUCAUCACUAUCUUCUUGCCUGCCAGUGUGACCUCCUUACUGCAGCCCACAGAGCAAGGCAUUCGCAGAGCCUUCAUGAGGCUCUUUAUUAACCCUCCUGUGGCCUUGCAAGGUUUUCCCACCCGCCACAGCAUGAACGAUGCCAUAGUCAAUGUGGCCUGUGCUUGGAAUUCUGUGCCUAGCCGGGUCUUCAGGCGGGCGUGGAGGAAGCUGUGGCCUACUGUCACAUUCGCAGAAGGCUCCUCCUCUGAGGAGGAAGCAGGGCGCUGCAGCAUCAAGCCUCACAAUAAGACUUUUGCACACAUCCUUGAGCUCGUCAAAGAAGGGCCCUCUUGUUCUGGCGGUAGGCUUCACAGCAGCAGGGCGGAAGAGCAAGAUGUAGCAGGGAGGGACACGGAUGAGGCCUCUGCCGUUGUGGCACUGUCCCAGGCUACUGGGCAUGCAGGAAAGGCAGAGACAGGUGCUGGUGACGAUAAGGAGGCAGCCUGGGAGCAGGCAGCCGCAUCCUUUGAGACACUUGUGCACUUUGCGGAGCAGCAGCCGUGUUUCACUAUGCGAGAAGUGGAGCAGCUGCAGGCACUGCACACGGUGUUCAGGAGACAGCAGCAGUUGAGGCGGCCCCGAGUGGCUCUCAGGGCUGUGAUCAAACUUGAGGCCCUUCAGGAGCACCCUGGUGUGUGUGUGGCCACAACCCACUCUGCUUUGCCCUGCCCAUCCACGUCAGGUGACAACUGAAGAACCCUGCAGCUCUGUUCUGUACCAUGUUCAGCUGUGGGGCUCAGACUGCCUGCUAGGCAGGAGACAAUACUCAGACUAGAGCAAGCACAGACUCAAGCCCUAGGAGCAUGGCUCCUUGUUUACACAGAGGGCUCCUUUUGUUCUGGCUAGUGGUUUUACUUUAUCUGCUAGGACAGGAGUGUAUCAUUUGAAUGACAGGAGACCUGUGCUCUCUCCCUUAGCACUCUGGAGCCUCCCCUAGCUGCAGCUGGGUCAAGUGGGCCAGAUUUGCCUCUGGUUUUGGAAGACUGGGCCACAUUAUCAGGUUGAAGUGCCUUGAGGGGUGUAUCUCCAGCCCUGGGGAGGCUGGCUUUCCGCAACCAGUAGCCCCCAAGCUGAGACCUGAGGGCACUGGCUUCAGCUCCUGACCUCAGUGCUCACAUCCCCACUAAUAGUUGCAUUGGCACAUGCCAUCCUCUUGGUCUGAACCCACCUCAGCCAUGGACAAGCAAGUUCAGUGGUAAGACUCUGUAGUAUUCCUGUCUGCAGCAGGCCCCCAUGUCUAGGGUCUGGGUUCCAUGGAGACACUGCAUGCUAGUUUUAGCAUUGCUCAGAGUCCACCAUGUGUCCAGAACUCUGUUCCCAGAACUUGGAAGUAACAGCCUUUAUGUGAACAGUUUGCAUGAAAUCACAGUGCAGUACUUGGUGACUCGGAGCUCAACAGGGGAUAGGCAGGAAGCAUAUGGAAGAUGCUUCUGCACCAUUUGGUUCCUGACCUUGGAGAUAAUGGGUAGCACUGUGGUUGCUGUGCCUGUGACUCCCAGAGCCCUUUGUCUGCAGCCAUUAACUCUUCCCCGUCAUGGCUUUGUCCUUGACCUCCACUGCUUUUGGGAUUCAUGUAACUGAAUUACCACAGUUUUCAUUCCAGUGUUCAGCUGCUGCUUCACCUAGAGACUUUUGCCUGUGGAACCUCUGAUAGCCAGGGGGCACUUGGGAACUGUUGGUUUGUGUUUCUAUGUCUGUCCAAACACUAAGAAUGGCUGUUGCAGACAGCUCUAGUUGUGGCUGGAUGCCUUCUUGCUUUACAUGCAUGUGUGAACAUUAUAACCAGGUUGUUUUUAGAA